AUGUGCUUCACAAAAAUCGGAUCCCCUAUACCAAGUUAUCCAUGCACACUCUGCGAGCUCAAAUCUCUAUGCAUCUCGGUUUCUGAAAGAAUCCGAUACGUGGAAAAAUCACCAUUUCCCAUUCUGAAACUUCCGAAUGUUCCACUGGAAUUGGUAACGAAAAUGAUGAAUUCUAAUGAGAUAAUCAAACUCUCCGUUUGCUCCUAUCGAUUGGAGUUGUUUCUGAGGACUCAUAGAUACAGAAUCAAAGGAUUCCAUGUCCAUUUGAGUGACCGAUUGAUUCAAUUCGAUAUGAACGAGUCGACAGAAAUCAACAGUACCUAUUUCGAAAAUGGGUUCUUUUUGAGGCGGCCGAUCAAGGAGGUUGUCAAGAUGGAACAGUUUUGUAAAAGUCAAACUACGGAGCAUAACAAUUAUUUCAACAUCCAAUCAUUUUCACCUGAGGCCAGUUUCAAGCUUUACCAUCAUAUUAGUUCACUUUUCGUUAGUCAUCCGAUAAGCUGUGAGGGGCGUAUCAGCUCAGUGCUCUCAACUCCUUGCGUCCAUUGGGUAUUUUUUAAUGAUGAACUAAAAAUCGAGACUAUUAAACGUUAUUUGGAUACUACGUUGUCUCAGAAAUGUUGCAAAUUCACAUUCCGGAAGGGUCAAAUGAGUAAAGAGUUGCUAACAGAAAUAAUGGAUAAAGUCCCUGUGACAAUGGCAUUGAACAUCGAUUCGGGUAUUCCAUUGGAUUUCAAACAUUCUAAUGCUUUCAAAUACCCCGUAAUUCAGUAUACCGAGGCUCGCUGGGCUACACUAGACGACUUGAAAUCUGUCAGAAAUUCCCGUUACAUUGAGUUGAAGACUACUAAUUUCGACUACGAAGACCUUAGCCAAUUCUUAAAAUAUUGUGUCAAUUGCGAUGAUGAUAUGUUAGAGCUGCUGACAGUGGGCAUACGAGAAGGUCUGGAAUACGACGGAGAGAGACUCACCGAUGGACUGGUCACGCUGCAAGUCCAUGGCUAUUUUGAAUAUUACACAAAAGUGAAAAACACGAAGAAUCGACAGUUUGUGAUAGCCCGGUUUUUUCUGGAUUCGCUUCAUAGAUUUGUUCUCCAUAUGACUACUGCCGAUAAAAAUCCUAUCGAGUUUGCACUUCUUGAAAUGCUUGAAAAGAAGAAGGGACUGGAAGAGGAAUUGAUGGAGAUACAGGAGGCGGAAGAUAUCGGUGAAAUCGGCGGAGGGCAUUUCCAAGAAAGGAACAGAAGAAAAAGAGAAAUUGAGAUGGAAGUGGAAAAGUUGAGAGAGGAAAUAGUUCAGAGAGAUACUGUUGGAUAUGUUUAUGGAAUGUAA
Messenger RNA from Caenorhabditis remanei, 1332 nucleotides. RefSeq lists its product as uncharacterized. The transcript has 6 exons. Gene Ontology annotation, biological process: embryo development. NCBI's taxonomy places the organism in Eukaryota, Metazoa, Nematoda, Chromadorea, Rhabditida, Rhabditidae. Bases 1 to 1332 code for a protein of 443 amino acids. The record is from RefSeq and is a predicted model, not a curated record.